AAAUUAUGGAAAUUUUUUGGAAGACGUGGACAUGGAUUCUGAGCCUAGUCAUGGUUUCAUCAGAAUUUCACAGUGACAGCAGGCUUUCAUACAGUUCUCAAGAGGAAUUCCUGUCUUACCUUGAACACUACCAGCUAACAAUCCCAAUAAGGGUUGAUCAAAAUGGAGCCUUCCUCAGCUUUACUGUGAAAAGUGUUAAACCCUCAAGAAGGAGGAGGAGUGCAGACCCUUAUGAUCAAGAACUGGCAGCAUCUAAAUUAUUUUUUAAACUUUCUGCCUAUGGCAAGCACUUUCAUUUAAACCUGACUCUCAACACAGAUUUGGUGUCCAGACAUUUUACAGUGGAGUACUGGGGGAAAGAUGGUCCUCAGUGGAAGCAUGAUUUUUUAGACCACUGUCAUUACACAGGAUAUUUGCGAGACCAACACACUACAACUAAAGUGGCUGUAAGCAACUGCAAUGGUCUGGUAAGUGCACGUUGCAUGUUCUAGAAUAAUAGUGCGUUUACCCCUUUUAAAAUACAGAAGGACUUAAUUGCAUAUCUUUCAGUUUUUUUGAGUUCCUGUGAGGAGCAAACAGUCUGAAGGUGGAACAAGCCCAUAAAACCAGAUCUGGGUCCUAGGGAAAAGUAGUCAUCGGUUUAAUUGUAAUUGUAAUAAGCUUAAUUGUAAGUACUAGGACCCAAUUUUGUAGUCCUUUAGCAGGCAGCACCUUAACUGUUUACAGUGUCUGCAUGGGGCUGCAAUAUUAGGUCUGUUGUGGGUUAUCAAAAUGUUGCAGACUUGGGAGGGAGAGGGUAGCAGUUCUU
Molecule: messenger RNA, 808 nt
Organism: Meleagris gallopavo (turkey)
Lineage: Eukaryota; Metazoa; Chordata; Aves; Galliformes; Phasianidae
Source: RefSeq, a predicted model, not a curated record